Messenger RNA from Lodderomyces jiufengensis, 726 nucleotides. RefSeq lists its product as uncharacterized. Gene Ontology annotation, cellular component: membrane. Bases 1 to 726 code for a protein of 241 amino acids. Gene Ontology annotation, biological process: mitochondrial respiratory chain complex I assembly; mitochondrial electron transport, NADH to ubiquinone. The transcript has a single exon. Lineage: Eukaryota; Fungi; Ascomycota; Pichiomycetes; Serinales; Debaryomycetaceae. The record is from RefSeq and is a predicted model, not a curated record. Gene Ontology annotation, molecular function: NADH dehydrogenase activity; 4 iron, 4 sulfur cluster binding.
AUGUUCAGACCGUUUAUUAGUACAUCAUCAUCAAUACUUAAAUCCACAACUACAAAAACUUCACCAAUAAUAUCAUCUACAACAAAUAAUAUUCGUUUAAUAUCAACUACCCCUAAAUUAUUUAAACCUGCAUUAGCAGCAGAAACAACUGAUUAUUUAACCACUGGUGGAUCAACACAAUCAGCUUGGCCAAAAGGUUUUAGACAACCAAAACCAAAAACUUGGGAAGAAAGUCAUGAAUCAGCAUUAAGUAAAGCAACAAAAUAUUUUUUUUUAAGUGAAAUUGCUCGUGGUAUGUACAUUUGUUUAGAAAUGUAUUUUAGAAGUCCUUAUACUAUAUAUUAUCCAUUUGAAAAAGGUCCAAUUAGUCCAAGAUUUAGAGGUGAACAUGCUUUAAGAAGAUAUCCAAGUGGUGAAGAAAGAUGUAUUGCAUGUAAAUUAUGUGAAGCUAUAUGUCCUGCUCAAGCUAUUACAAUUGAAGCAGAAGAAAGAGCUGAUGGAUCAAGAAGAACUUAUAAAUAUGAUAUUGAUAUGACAAAAUGUAUUUAUUGUGGUUAUUGUCAAGAAAGUUGUCCAGUUGAUGCAAUUGUUGAAAGUCCAAAUGUUGAAUAUUCUACAGCAACAAGAGAAGAAUUAUUAUACAAUAAGGAAAAAUUAUUAGAAAAUGGUGAUAAAUGGGAACAAGAAUUACAAUAUUGUAUUGAUGCUGAUGCUCCAUAUCGUUAA